GCCGGAGGGAGCGUGCGGCUGAUACCCGGCCCGGGCUGCGGCGGUUAGUCCUCUCUCGGCCGCCGUCGCCUCCGACAUAUUGCCCGCAGGAGCUGCGGCGGCGAGCGGAGAGCGCCGGGGGAAGGAGAUGGGAGGACGAAGAGGUCCCAACAGGACAUCUUACUAUCGAAACCCGCUCUGUGAGCCAGGAUCAUCUGGGGCCUCUGGUGGAGGCCACUCUUCUAGUGCAUCCGUGAGCAGCGUCCGUUCUCGAAGCAGGACCACUUCUGGGACGGGCCUCUCCAGCCCUCCACUAGCUGCACAGACCGUUGUGCCUCUACAGCACUGCAAGAUCCCCGAGCUGCCCGUCCAGGCCAGCAUUCUGUUCGAGCUCCAGCUCUUCUUCUGUCAGCUCAUAGCCCUGUUCGUGCACUACAUCAACAUCUAUAAGACAGUCUGGUGGUAUCCACCCUCGCACCCACCCUCCCACACCUCCCUGGGACUGUCCCACUUCCCUUCUCUGGGUCCUGUUCUACUCCUCUAGGUAAUUUCCUGGCCUGAGUCAGCUGGAGGCCAACGAAGAACUUCCACCUGAUCGACUUCAACUUGCUGAUGGUGACCGCCAUUGUUCUGGGCCGCCGAUUCAUCGGGUCCAUCGUGAAGGAGGCUUCUCAGAGGGGGAAGGUCUCCCUCUUCCGCUCCAUCCUGCUGUUCCUCACCCGCUUCACCGUUCUCACGGCGACAGGCUGGAGUCUGUGCCGGUCCCUCAUCCACCUCUUCAGGACCUACUCCUUCCUGCACCUCCUGUUCCUCUGCUACCCGUUUGGGAUGUACAUUCCGUUCCUGCAGCUGAACUAUGAUCUUCGCAAGACGAACCUCUUCACCCACAUGGCUUCCAUGGGACCCCGAGAGGCAGUCAGUGGCCUGGCAAGGAGUCGGGACUACUUUCUGACACUGCGGGAGACUUGGAAGCAGCAUACGCGACAGCUAUAUGGCCCGGAAGCCAUGCCCACCCACGCCUGCUGCUUGUCACCCAGCCUCAUUCGCAAUGAAGUUGAGUUCCUCAAAAUGGACUUCAAUUGGCGAAUGAAGGAAGUACUUGUCAGCUCCAUGCUGAGUGCCUACUAUGUGGCCUUUGUACCUGUCUGGUUUGUGAAGAAUACACAUUACUAUGACAAGCGCUGGUCCUGUGAGCUCUUCCUGCUGGUGUCCAUCAGUACCUCCGUGAUCCUCAUGCAGCGCUUGCUGCCUGCCAGCUACUGUGACCUGCUGCAUAAGGCCGCCGCCCACUUGGGCUGCUGGCAGAAGGUGGACCCAGCUCUGUGCUCCAAUGUGCUGCAGCACCCGUGGACUGAAGAGUGCAUGUGGCCACAGGGUGUGCUGGUGAAACACAGCAAGAAUGUCUACAAAGCAGUGGGCCACUACAAUGUGGCCAUCCCCUCCGAUGUCUCCCACUUCCGCUUCCAUUUCUUUUUCAGCAACCCCCUGCGGAUCCUCAAUAUCCUUUUGCUGCUGGAGGGUGCCGUCAUUGUCUACCAGCUGUACUCCUUAAUGUCCUCAGAGAAGUGGCACCAGACCAUCUCCCUGGCCCUCAUCCUCUUCAGCAACUACUAUGCCUUCUUCAAGCUGCUCCGGGACCGCCUGGUAUUGGGCAAAGCCUACUCCUACUCAGCCAGCCCCCAGAGAGACCUGGACCACCGUUUCUCCUGAGUCCCAGGGUGAUCCUCCAGACAACAUCCGGGCUUCACCCAGGGGCUUCCUGGCCAAGGGCUCUUGGGGUUGGGGGGAGGGGUGCAAAAAACAAAAACAGAAAAAACAACAAAAAAAAACAACCCACCAGAGCUUUGUAUUUUUGUUACGUACUGUUUCUUUCUUUGAUAAUUGAUGUGGUAAGAAAAAAGUCUUAUUUUUAUACUCUGAACAA
Messenger RNA from Mus caroli (Ryukyu mouse), 1903 nucleotides. The record is from RefSeq and is a predicted model, not a curated record. NCBI's taxonomy places the organism in Eukaryota, Metazoa, Chordata, Mammalia, Rodentia, Muridae.